GCGCGCGGCGCUCGCUUGAAGCGGGAGCGCGUUCCUGCCUGAGGAGACCCAAAAGCGAGUGGCCGAGGCCGCCCCUGCCGCCAUGGCCGCCUUGCGCUAUGCGGGCCUGGACGACACGGACAGCGAGGACGAGCUGCCCCCGGGCUGGGAGCAGAGAACCACCAAGGACGGCUGGGUUUACUAUGCCAAUCACACUGAGGAAAAGACCCAGUGGGAACAUCCGAAAACUGGAAAAAGAAAACGAAUAGCAGGAGAUUUACCAUAUGGAUGGGAACAAGAAACUGAUGAGAACGGACAAGUAUUUUUUGUCGACCAUAUAAAUAAAAGAACUACCUAUUUGGACCCAAGAUUGGCAUUUACUGUGGAUGAUAACCCUACAAAGCCCACCACCAGACAGAGAUACGACGGCAGCACCACCGCCAUGGAAAUACUCCAGGGCCGGGAUUUCUCUGGCAAAGUGGUGGUAGUUACUGGAGCUAAUUCAGGAAUAGGGUUUGAAACUGCCAAGUCUUUCGCCCUCCAUGGUGCACACGUGAUCCUGGCCUGCAGGAACAUUUCAAGGGCCAAUGAAGCUGUGUCACGCAUUUUAGAAGAAUGGCACAAAGCCAAGGUAGAAGCAAUGACCCUGGACCUUGCUCUGCUCCGUAGCGUGCAGCAUUUUGCCGAAGCGUUCAAGGCCAAGAAUGUGUCUCUUCACGUGCUUGUGUGCAACGCAGCGGCUUUUGCUCUGCCCUGGAGCCUCACCAAAGAUGGCCUGGAGACCACCUUCCAGGUGAAUCACCUGGGGCAUUUCUACCUUGUCCAGCUCCUCCAGGAUGUGCUCUGCCGCUCAGCCCCAUCCCGCGUCGUGGUGGUCUCCUCGGAAUCCCAUAGAUUUACCGAUAUUAACGAUUCCUCUGGAAAAUUGGACGUGAGCCGCCUUUCUCCAACAAAGAACGAGUACUGGGCCAUGCUGGCGUACAACCGCUCCAAACUCUGCAACAUUCUCUUCUCCAAUGAGCUGCACCGCCGCCUGUCGCCUCGUGGGGUCACAUGCAACGCCUUGCACCCUGGAAACAUGAUGUACUCCUCCAUCCACCGCAACUGGUGGCCCUACACGCUGCUCUUCACCUUGGCCAGGCCAUUCACCAAAUCCAUGCUAUCAUCUGUACCCUCAUGGCCACAGUUCUCCCAAACCACCAAGACUUGCUAAUUAAUAUUUUCACAAGAACAUUCGUCACAUGGGUCCAGAUUUCAAAGGAAUAAAAAUACAGCCUUUGUUCUUGGAGACACUUUAUCAUAUAGCUGGAUAUGCAUCCUUUGACCACCUGUUUCAGAAAAUACUUAGAUCCUGUUUGACCUUAACGUAAGACAGUUGAGCUGUUACUGAUGCUUUUCUGCCUUUUCACAAUUAAAUAUAAAAAUAAGUCUCAUGCCACUGGAUUAGUCUCUCGCCAUUCAAUGAUAUUGUCUAUAUAUACACCCAAUCUAAAUAUAUCAGUAAGAUGGAUAGAUGAUAAGUAAGUAGGUAGGUAGCUGUUAAGAACUGUGUGAAAGAAAUUCAUUUCCAGCUAUGGGUAAUUUGGGAAAAGAUCAAUAUGAUACAUCAACAUUAUAAAUAAAUGAAAAUGAAUGCAACUUUGUGGUUUUCUGAAAGCCUUGUAGUCGGUGUGGCUUCCAGAAUUGCAUCUCUGACACCUGGAACAUGUGUUACAUGCUGCAAAAGGCUUGUUGGUGAGCAGGUUUCAUGGUGAAGGUACUUCCCCAUAAAUAAGUAUCAUUUAUAAUGCUGUUAUAGCUUUGCUGAUUGUUAAUAUUACUUAUGACGUGUCUUGCUUUUCUGAAGCCUCCACUACAAAACAAGACACUGUGGUAAGGUUACGUCAGACCUCAUCUGCAUUUUUUUCUUUGUCCUUUUCUAAGUUUUGGUUUCUUCCUCCUUUUCUCCCUCCCCUAUUCUUUCUUUUCUCCCUCCCUCCUUUUUCCAUCCUUCUUUCUUGCUUUUUUUUAAAUAUUGUCAGCAACUCCAUAUUCUCAAUCCUAUUUUUCUUUCUGUUUCUAUUUUUCAGAGCAGUUAAAAAUCCAUGUAACGAUUCAGCAAUAAUUAUGAAGCUCCUGCUCUAUAGAUGUUACUUUAUUAAGCACUAGGGAUAAAAAAGGCAGGUUUUGCUUUGUUGGUAAGAAACUCAUAGCUUAGUCAAAGAGAUAGUACUUAAAUAAAUUACAGUGGAGUGUCACAAAAAUAUGUUUUAGGCUGGGGGACAUGGAGCAAGGAGUGCAAAGGCAGGGCAUGCUCAAAGACAAUAUCUUUCAACUCAAUUGAAGGGUGAACAGAGUUCACAUGGCCAUACAAUAAGGGAGAGUGUGGCAUUGCCAAGGCAGUGCAGGUAUUUAUUCCCAAAGGGAUGUAAACUUGGGGUAGGAAGCUUCACCAUUUGAGACUGGUGAGGGAGAAGGGCCUCUGGAGAGGGGCAGACAUGUACAGUGAGAACAUGAAGGUGUUUCUAGUUAGAAGCAUAAGCCAGACUAACAAUCCUGAUCUUUGAGAUGUGGAAUCAGAGAGUUGUGGUCUCUGAGAGACACUCCCUGUGCAUCCCAUUACUGGUGUAGAAACAGGCUGAGAAAUAUUUGCGUUUCCACCUCCUUAGAAGACAAAUACUAUCUACCUUGCAAGGCAGUUGUGAGUAAUGAAGUAAGGGAACAUUUUAAAAUUCCUUACAGUGAUUCCUGAAACAUAGUAAUGUUCAAAAUAUUUGAAAUUAGGCUGCCUUGAAGACUCACUCAGGCCUUAGGGAAACAUGACCAUUUCACUCCAAAUCACCGUCUUUAGUUCUACGUGCUGAGAUGCCAGGAUGUGGGGAGUGGUCAAUGAUGCACAGAGUUUAGGACACCCAAAAACUCCACAUUGCUUUCUCCACCAGAUUUCACAUGCUUUGAAAACAAUGGCCAUGUUUGUUGUUCCCUUCACCAGCAGAGGGUUUCAGUCAAUACUGAGCAUUAAUUAAACAUCGAUUGCCUCUGUGAUCCCAAAUAAAUUACACCUCCUAGGAACCGGUUAGGCCCGCCUGAAAAAGGAAUUCUGACCAGUGUCCAAAGGUGCUCUCAGAGACAGGCUGUCAAAUGGAAGAACCAAACAGAUGGCACAGAAAUCAUUUCUUUUUAGCAUAUGUACAUUUUUCUACAACAUUAACUGCACAAUCAAAAAGUUCUGACAUAACUAGACUCUCUGGUUCACAGAGUGUAUGAGGAAUUUAAAGUGAACAUUCAACCCCAUGGUAGCAGUGGAGAGAAAACAGGGAGGAAGAACAAACUUCUGUGAAGGGUUUUCCUAGUUAUCAUUCAUGUGAUAUUGUCACUUAGUAGGGUUUUCAUUAGAUUGAUGUGUUCUUUUAACACCACCCAAAACAUGCCUUGUCAUUUCCUUUGGCAAUAUCUACCCACCCAGGAGGAAAUUCUUCAUUGUAAGUCUGGUUUAGCUGUACCUAAGGGACACCUGUGAACUUACAGUUAUUAUUAUAUGAAAUCUUUCCCAGUCAUUUUCUGGUUUUAAUUGAUGUUGUAUUUCCUUAAUGUACAGGAUUUGGCAUGAUAUAACAAGUAUUUAAAAAAUAUUUACAAUUCUGGUCUUAUAAAGGAAAAAGUUACAUAUGGUCAUUUGAACUAAUUGCUAAAAUGACACUGCAUUAAUUAGAUAAUUAAGGGUCUUGAGCAUGUGGCUGUUGUAUUCGUUGGGCUGGAAGCCAGCAUUUUCUAUAGCUGAGAAAAUGGGUUAGCAUAAUUCAAAAUUCAAUUGCUGUACCCUUUUCAUAUGAAUAGAUAAUACAGAAUGAGUCUUAAAUCUGGAUUUCUAAAACUAACAGGAACUGGUUUUAUUUUAAUUGAGUUUUAAAACACUUCCAGGCCUCUCCUUGUCUUUACAGGUUAACCCUUUGUGGUUGCGACCACCACCUGCUAGUCUUGUCAUCUCACACAAUAUUGUAAUGAUCUUUCUAGAACUAUUGUGAACCCCUAAGAACAUAUCCUUUAGCAAUCAAUGUCUUGAGCCCUGAUCCCAAAGUCUGCUUCCCCUCUAACACCCCCACUGAAAAUAAAUGCUCUGCCUGGUUUGAGAUAAUUUAUAGCAGUAUCUUUUUUAGAUGCCUUAACUUAUCAAGGUUAUUUGUCAGGAAAAUUAUCUCUUGUAACACCAGGUUCCCUACCUUUAGAUGACAGGUCUUAAUACAGAAGUUUUCCCCAUACCAACUAGUAGUGUAAGUUGAUUUCAUAUCCUUUUAUUUUAUAAAGUUUUGCUUAUCAGGUUUGUCAUCUCUAUUUGAAAUUAAAAUGUGUGGUCUCCCGAUGACCUUAAAGUAACUGACCCCCAAAUCUAAUCACUCCCGGCGUCUGUGAAAAUCGACAAAUAUGUCAGGUAACUUGGGGCAUCAAAACAUUAUUUAAAAUAUUUCAUUUGUAGGCAAGGCAAGGAUCAUUUUCAGGUUAGUCCUCUGAGAAGUAAUGCUGGGUGCAUGAACACCUUUGUUUCUCUGCUCUAUAAUCGGCACUCAUUAUCAACGGGUUUCUAUGAGCAGAAAAUGUACAGUUAUGUGUUCUGCACGAGUAAAUUAUUGAUUGGAUUUACGGCCAGAAGAAUGUUCCUAAGUGGUCAAUACACAGCCAAAGUGUGUCAGGUGAAGGUAAAAAUAAAGUAAGAUCUAUACUUUUGAUAGCAAUUGCUGUUGGGUUAUGUCACACUUGUCUUUUGAGGUUACUGUUGGGUAUAGAUAAAAAUGCUAAUUAUAUUAAAAUGGAUGAAAAUGUGGCAUUCAAGCAAAUUCUAUAUAAAAAGGAAGUAUUACAGUUUGUUUCCAUUUAAGAUUGAUUCUGUCCAAAAUUUGCUUUUUCUUAUUAACUGUCAUUGGCUUGCCAGUGUUGUCUUUUAGUGUGUAAAGAUGGUUUAGAAAUUUGGACACGUGGUUCUAUGAAAAGCCACACACAAAACUUACCUCUCUAAUUCUUUUUUGGCCAAUGACAAUCUCAUAAAAAUGGCAUUGUCUGUUGGUUGUAGGUUAGAUCGACCUCAGCCUGGUAGCAUAGAUUUCUGCUAUAUCUUUUCCAGUACAUAAUGAAUCACCCCUACUUAAUAGUAGACUUGUUAUUAUGCAAAAUUGCAGUCAUAGAAAGGUCUGUAUCAGGUCCAACCAAACCAAACUCUGGUUCUCAGCUGCUUUCACCCCUACAUGGAUGUGCCUUGCAUUCUGUUCCUUGGUAGGUCAGUCACGAGAGGAACAUCUACUGAGGUUGAAUAGGAGCCUACUGUGCGCCAGACCUCUGCUAGUUCUUUGGCCAUGGAGAGGGUGAAAAGAAAGAUGUCACUGUCCUAAGCAGCAGUUCACUAUGUGCCACCCAUACACAAUGAACCCCCUCAAGUUCAAGUUGAAGUGAGGCAGGUGAGGAUUCACAUAUGGAGGAUGCUUAUUUCCAUUCUCAUUAAGCAGAUGACUGGCAGAAGAGUCUCAUCUUUUGUUUUUGAAGCCUGGGUUGGAGCAUCUUGUAAUGGGAAAUGUUUAAAGGUGUGUGUUCUAAAAUAAGCUGAUCUAUAAACCCAAGCAGUUGCUUUGCAUGGUGGUUCCACCAAAGAAAUGGAGCCAAGCUAGUGCUGGCACAACAACUGGCUCUCUUUGUCCUUUUAAGUCAGCUCCAAAGGAAAUCCCACAAUUUUGAGUGUAAUUCUGACAAUAUUCAGAUACGUUUUAUGCACCAAUGAUAGAACCUCACCUUAAUGAGUGUAAGAAGACACUGUCCUCCAGCAUCUUCAAAGAAGUUCAGAAUCACAAUGAAUCUAUUAAGCUGAAUCCCAGGUCAUAAAAUGGAAUAUAGAUUGCAGGUUUUGUGGGAGGAUGCACUUGGCAGUGAUUCCCUGAGCAGAGAGACUUGGAACUAUCAGGGUCCCCUGCUCCUCUUUCUAAGCUGCAAUUGAUUCAGUGAUAACAUAAUGAUAAUGCAAGUGCCUUCAGUGUCAAAGCAUCAGGCAGGGGGUGGUCUGGCCCAGGAGCAGAUAGAUGCCCUGAUGUAGUGGUAAUCCAGAGGUUUGUGAGUUAAGUGCUUCUGACAUGCAGAAUCAAGAGUCAAGGGCGAAGCUGCCUUUUAAAUGCUCUUUGUGAAGCGUCCACUGCAGAUGUAAUUGAGUCUCUCAGGUGACGAGCUUUAUUAGAGCAAAGCUGUGUAGAGUUGCAUACCUAUUUGGGUGAAUAUUUUAUGCAUCUUCAAUAACUGCUCUGUGACAUUGCUGAAGUCCCCAUCCUUAUUGUGUUCUACCAGUUCAAGAAGUAAAACACCACUGCAGAAAUGUUGUCUAAGCCUUACCAGUCAAUAUGACUGAGAGCAAUCUGUCCCAUCCCUUUAUAUUUAUAACUUGUUAUUUGUAUUCAAUGUAUGUCUUUUGUACCAGGUUCUAAGAUCUAUCAGGUCUUAUUUGUUUGUUUAAUCAAGGCCCCGAAUAACCAUCAUCAUCACCUCUUUCAUCAUCAUCAUCAACAUAGUGAUUAUUUAUUGCCAUAUGCAGUAAAUAUACGCACUGUAAGGAGAGCUUUUCAUGGGUUAUUCCCAACCCUGGAGUCAAGAGUCAGAAACACAGUGGCCAAGAGGAAAGUAUGCCUUUUGGGAU
Talpa occidentalis (Iberian mole) is the source of this 6622-nucleotide messenger RNA. It is a transcript of the gene WWOX, whose product is annotated as WW domain containing oxidoreductase. NCBI's taxonomy places the organism in Eukaryota, Metazoa, Chordata, Mammalia, Eulipotyphla, Talpidae. Gene Ontology annotation, cellular component: nucleus; cytoplasm. Gene Ontology annotation, molecular function: transcription coactivator activity; protein binding. Gene Ontology annotation, biological process: positive regulation of transcription by RNA polymerase II; hippo signaling. The transcript is spliced from 9 exons. The record is from RefSeq and is a predicted model, not a curated record. Bases 83 to 1192 code for a protein of 369 amino acids.